Molecule: messenger RNA, 2164 nt
Organism: Lotus japonicus
Lineage: Eukaryota; Viridiplantae; Streptophyta; Magnoliopsida; Fabales; Fabaceae
Product: berberine bridge enzyme-like 8
Exons: 1
Coding region: 218-1945 (575 amino acids)
Molecular function (GO): FAD binding; oxidoreductase activity
Source: RefSeq, a predicted model, not a curated record
GAAAAAUGAGAGAUAUAAUAAGUCACAUAAUAUGAAAAGAAUAGAGAAAUUAAGAUGGAGGAAAUUAAAAGUAUGAAUGUCUUAGUGUUUCAUUCUACUCCUUUUUAUAUUAGUGUUUCAUUCUACUCCCAUAGUUGGUCAGUUCUAGUGCCCCAUUCUUCAAUACAACAACACAACAUUUCUAUGUUCAACACAACAUAGAAAUUAAGUAAGAAAAAUGGGAGCCCUGUCUGCAAAAACUCUGCUAUUGUUGUUGCUACCAAUUGUUAUGCUGCUUUCUCUUGUAUGUGCUGCUUCUGCUACAAAUUCAGCUCACAACACUUUUGUCCAAUGCCUUGUAAACCAUUCUGAGCCUUCCCACCCAAUAGCUGAAGCAAUUUUCACACCGAACACUCCCUCAUUCUCUUCAGUCCUGCAAGCCUACAUCAGAAACCUUCGUUUCAAUACCUCCACAACAAGGAAACCAUUCCUCAUACUCACUCCACUUCAUGUUUCCCAUGUACAAGCAGCCAUUAUUUGUGGUCAAAAGCACAACUUGCAGAUGAAAACUCGAAGUGGGGGCCAUGACUAUGAAGGUGUGUCUUAUGUGGCAGAGGAUCCAUUCUUCAUCCUUGACAUGUUCAACCUCAGAUCCAUUGAGGUUGACAUAGCAACUGAAACAGCUUGGGUUCAAGCUGGUGCAACACUUGGUGAAGUCUACUACAGAAUUGCUGAGAAGAGUAGAAAACAUGGCUUCCCAGCAGGGGUGUGUCCCACUGUAGGGGUUGGAGGACAUGUUAGUGGUGGUGGCUAUGGCAACAUGAUGAGAAAAUAUGGCACUUCAGUGGAUAAUGUUGUUGAUGCACAAAUAGUUGAUGCUCAAGGGAGGUUGCUUGAUAGAAAAUCCAUGGGUGAAGAUCUGUUUUGGGCCAUAGCAGGUGGUGGUGGUGCUAGCUUUGGUGUGGUUCUUUCCUACAAAAUCAAGCUAGUUCAAGUUCCUGAGACAGUCACUGUUUUCCAAGUUCAGAGGUCUCUGCAGCAAAAUGCAACAGACAUUGUUUACAAUUGGCAGCAUGUAGCACCAACUACCAGCAAUGAUCUUUUCAUUAGGCUUAUCUUGGAAGUGGUGAAGGAUGCACAUGAAGGAACAAAGACAGUGAGGGCCACCUUCAUAGCUCUCUUCCUUGGUGACUCAAAAACUCUUCUUUCUCUCAUGAGUGAGACAUUUCCUCAAUUGGGUUUAAGGCAAUCAGAUUGCAUUGAAACAACAUGGCUUAGAUCUGUUCUGUUUUGGGACAACAUAGACAUUUCUACCCCAGUGGAGAUUUUGCUUGAAAGACAGCCUCAAGCCCUCAGAUACUUGAAGAGGAAAUCUGACUAUGUGAAGAAACCAAUUUCCAAGGAGGGUUGGGAAGGGAUUUGGAACAAGAUGAUUGAGUUGGAGAAUGGAGUGAUGUUUUUCAACCCUUAUGGUGGAAGAAUGGAUGAGAUUUCACCAUCAGCAACUCCUCUGCCUCACAGGGCAGGGAACCUUUGGAAGAUUCAAUACCAAGCAAAUUGGAACCAACCAGGGGAAGUUGUGGCAAAUCACCACAUAAAUGUGAUAAGAGAACUUUACAAGUUCAUGACUCCUUUUGUCUCCAAGAAUCCUAGACAAGCUUACCUCAACUACAAGGACCUUGAUUUGGGGACCAACCACCAUGGUUUUCUUAGCAGCUACUCUGAAGGGAGUGUUUAUGGGGUUCAGUAUUACAUGGAUAACUUCAACAGGUUGGUUCAAAUAAAGACCAAGGUUGAUCCUGGCAAUUUCUUCAGGAGUGAACAAAGCAUCCCUGUGCUUGGCCUAGUGGGAAGAGCUAAAAUGGUGACUGAAAAAUCUUUGAUUUCCAUUUUACUAUGUUUGGGUGCUAAUUGGAUUUGGAAACUCUCACAAGGUCGUUUUAAAAGACAAAAGACAAUUCAAUAGGCCUUGUAAUAAGGAUGGUAAAUAUUCUAUUAUAGUUGCUUUUGAGAUCCAUGUUUAGUUUAGAGCCAAUGAUUGUGUUUUAGAUUCUAUGGCUAAUUAUCUGUAUAAUUCAUAUCAUACGGGGAUCUCUAGUGUAUGAUUUGCAGAUUUGGACUAGCUACUUGCUGGAGAAUGGUCCAAGACUAGUUUGGUUUUAAUAAUCAUGUUAGUUGUUACCUA